UCGGGGCUUUCCCCCCUCCGCUUCUAAAACCACCUGGAGACAUGGUUCCUGAGUUUGACUUCUUUGGACACUGAAGCUGAUUCGAACGCGUCGCUGAAAAGUGCUGAUUAAUUAUCAUCGCCACAUGGAACUCAUUCCCUCGUUUGAACAUAUGAAGACUGAUCACUAUAACUGGACAUAUUGCUGUUGAUGUGUGACCAAAGUGCGGAGAUGCCUGGGGGUGACAGCGGCCUGGAUGGAGAGGGACAGGUGACAGCUACAGCUACAGGUGAAGGUGGAGGGGAACAGAGUGUGACGUCCGGGCAGCAGGACAGAGGGGCAAAGGGGAGAGGAGAGGAGAGAGGAGCUUCAGGUGGAGAAGUCGGGCAGGAAGAUGAAGAGAUGACCAGUGGUUCACAUGACCUCUCCUCCUCGGCCAAUCACAGCCCUAGGAGUGCCACUGGAUCCACCUCAGUUUCAAUCGAGAGCGGUGAGCAUCCAGAUGGUGGCAAAAGGCAGGCCCACAGAGAAAUGAAGAUCACUGUGGCUGAGAUGAAGAAGAGGCUUCCGUCAGGCAAACGCAGGCACAGCAAAGCCAGCACUGUGGAGGCCUUACAUUACGCACUUAACUGUGUCAAACAAGUUCAAGCCAAUAGUGAAUACUACAAACUGCCGAUUAGAACAGGCCAGGAUGAGAGGAGAAAUGCCACAGUUUGCUCCCUGGAAGAGUUGGAAAGAGUCAUUUCUGGACACACCCUUAAAAACACGGAAUCUUUCGUGGUUGUCUUCUCCCUGACGAGCGGCCGCGUGCUCUACACGUCGGAGCAGGCUCACACCAUUCUAUGCUGCAAGCGGAAGUUCCUGGAGUCGGCCAAGUUUGUGGAGCUGCUCUUCCACCAAGAUGUUAAUGUCUUCUACGCUCACACGGCUCAGCCGCACCUGCCGCCCUGGAGCAACUCACACACAGCGGGAGUUCUGUUUGACUGUGCGCAAGUCAAGUCCUUCUUCUGCAGAAUCAGGGGUAGGAAGGACCGUGAGGGUGAGAUGCAUUACAAUCCAUUCCGAAUUACGCCGUACCUGCUGAAGGUGAAGGGAACAGGAGCAAGUGGAGAGGAGGAGGAGCCGUGCUCUCUGGCGCUGGCUGAACGCAUCAUCUCUGGAUAUGAAGCCCCUCGGAUCCCAGUGGACAAGCGCAUCUUCACCACCACGCACUCCCCUGGUUGUGUGUUCCUGGAAGUGGAUGACAGGGCUGUACCGUUGCUAGGAUACCUUCCUCAGGAUCUGAUUGGCACAUCAUUGCUGACUUGUAUUCAUCCAGAGGACCGGCCCCUCCUGCUGUCCAUGCACCGGAAAGUGUUGAAGUAUGCUGGCCAGCGGCCAUUUGAGCACUCUCCGGUGCGUAUGCGCUGUCAGAAUGGAGACUACAUCACCUUGGACACCAGCUGGUCCAGUUUCAUCAACCCAUGGAGCCGUAAGGUGGCCUUUAUCAUCGGACGGCAUAAAGUCAGAACGAGUCCACUGAAUGAGGAUGUAUUUGCUGCUUGGACUCAGGAGGAUUUUACAGUCACCCAUGAAGAAAUUAAAGACCUGCAAGCAAAGAUCUAUAAGCUUUUCCUGCAGCCGGUCCGCAACAAUGGUUCCAGUGGUUACGGCAGCUUGGGAAGUAACAGAUCUCAUGAGCAUUACAUCAGCGUAGCUUCUUCAAGUGACAGCAAUGGUAACCCAUGGGAGGACUCACACCGGGAAUCGAUGACUUUGCAGCAGAUCUGUGCCGACGUGAACAGAGUGAAGAGUUGGGGUCAGCGGGCCUAUCUGGAUUCCAACCACAAAAUGUCUCUUUUUGGCAAACCUGCCACAGCACGUCUACCGCCCGCAGUCCUAAACCCUGAGGUCAGAGAUCAUGAAGAAAGCAGGAAGCAAACACACAUUCCCUCCUAUCAACAAAUCAACUCUGUGGACAACAUCAUCAGAUAUUUGGAUAGCUGUACAGGUCCGGCCCUUAAGCGCAAGAGUGAGUCUCAUUCCCUGUCCACCUCAUCUUCCUCAGAAGAUGAAAAGCCUGCUGGAGCCACAGACACGGCUCAGGCCAACUCAGAUGUGGUGGUGUUGGACAGUGAGGUGUCAGUGGGCCCUGCAGCUGUAUUGGGAGCACCUCUCACAGACAUCACAAUGUCCACCAAGGCCAUGAGUGUGGUCUCAGUCACCAGCCAGUGUUCAUACAGUAGCACCAUCGUACAUGUGCCGCAGCCUGAGUCAGAGGCCACGGCACCAGAGGAGGCACCAAUGGGCAGUGAGCCUGCUGAUGCUGUUCCCACCCACAUCCGUCCAGCCCCUCGCCACGCCGCAGAGAAGCAAAGAUUUGUCGGUCUCACCAAGCAUGUGCUGUCAGCUCAUACCCAGAAGGAGGAGCAAGAGUAUGUUGAUCGUGUCCGCCACCGCGUCCUCCAGAGCCCCUACAGCUCCUACCUGCAGCUGGAUGACAGCUCGAUGGUUCACUCCCAUCACCCAGGUGAUAACCUACGUCCAUUGAGUGGUUGUAACCGCUCUCGGAGAGGAAAGCCCAGGUACAAGCGCCCCAAACCCCAGGGUUCCUCAGAUAGCUAUGUCUCUCCACCUGGACCUCCUCGCCGUGUCCCUGACUCUUCCUGGUCUCCAUCAGAGUCAUCUCAGCCCCAGAUGAGGGCGCCCAACGGCCAAACAUCCCUACUCCAGACGCCAUUCUUCCCUAUGAUGGCGACUCAGCCUACCCCAGAGCAACCGCCCAGCGCACAACAGAUGCCUGGAGCGACUCCUUUAGUUCUGCAGCCUCCAGACCAAACCCAGCUCAGCUACAACUUCAACACCAUACAGUCGACUCAGAGCCUGUCAGGCAUGCAACCAAUUCAGAUGCAUUCCAUUCCGAGUCUGCAGAACAUGCAGAGCUUUCACACCAUGCAGCCCAUGGCUCCAGCCCAACCCAUCAACCCUUACUUGGCUCCAGUCAUGGCCGUCAUCCUUCCCAACUACCAAACUUUUACUGCAGGUUACCCAGCCAUGUUCCCUCCAUCGGGUGCCUCCAUGCUGCCCGAGGCACUGAUCACCAUGACGGGCUUUGCCCCUGGAAGCUCUCCUUUCCUGCAGCCUCAGUUCCAAACCCAGCCCAGCCCCCACACUAUGACCUGCCCGGUCCCUCUGCUUUGCUCUCCCAGACCCAGCUCCUCUGUUGGGGAGGAGGAGGAGGCACCUGGAGCCCGGGCUUUAUUCUCCAGCUCUCGCUCAAGUUCUCCCCUGCAGCUCAACCUGCUGCAGGAGGAGCUGCCCAAGCCGAGUGAAGGGCAGAGAAGCACCGGGCACAACCACAUAGAUAGCCUCCAUGAAAAACAUGACAACGAGGCUGACAACCCCAGUGACUCUGGGAACCAUGAUACCCAGUCUACAUCCAGUGAGAUGCUUGACCUGCUACUGCAGGAGGAUGCCAGGUCAGGGAUCGACUCCAACGCUUCAGGAUCAGGGGAGUCUGGAGGCUCGUUGCGAUCUGGAUCUGAAUCUGGCUCCAAUGGAACCUCCACCUCUCACACUGGCAGCAGCAACAGCAGCAAAUACUUCGCCAGCAAUGAUUCAUCAGACACGUUGCGCAGAGCCCGCAAGAGCCAGGACCCACCAGCAGAGAACCAGCACAGCUCCGACACGCGUGUGGAGAACCCCCUGUGGAGCAUGAUCAAGAGCACACCUGAGCGAGUCUUGAUGACAUACCAGAUCCACACCAGGGACCAGGCUGAGGUGUUGGCAGAGGACAGGAAAAAGCUUCGGGUUCUUCAGCAUCUCCAGCCCUGGUUCAGCCAGGAGCAGAGAGAAGAGCUGGCUGAAGUCCAUCCCUGGAUCCAACAGCACACUACCCCACAGGAGAUUGAUAUACAGGGUUGUGGGACCUGCAGCUCAGGAGCAGGGGUCACCCCAUUCCCUCACCCACCUGCCCCAGAAAGCUCCUCCGCUCUGGACAGCCAUCAGCAGAACUCCAGUGGACCUGUGUUGGACACUUGAGAGACAUGGUACCCCUAAAAACAACCACCACCCGGUUCAUAGUGAACCAGCUCAGCCAGAGACCCUCCGAGAGAGCCCUACCAUCUCUUUUUCUGACCAGUCCAGAGGAGUGUGUCCCUUUGCUCUAAAUACAUGUUGAACUUGUUAUGUGAAGUUAUCGGAGGCUGGACCAGGCCCUGAGGAGUCGGGAGAGGCGACAUUCUCACCGGCAUUUUCGUCUCAGUCGGCCUAACAUUGGAUCAUGAAUAUUUCACCUCUCUUCUGUUUGUGUUAAUAGAGCCUCUGUCGGGCUUAACUCAGUUUCCAAGAAUCCUUUGGUGCCAUGAGCCACUUGAUGCCCAACAGAGGAAGAGGAGGGUCGUUCGGUUGCUGAACAUGAGCACUUUGUACUCGCACCCAGUCUGCUGGACCAGUGACUGGGUGACAAAGACAGCACUGGCCCAGUUGUCGUAUAACAACACACAGCAGGCUGUGCUCCGGUGAUACAAAGCGCAGGUUGUGCAGUUUCCAUGUACCACAUCAUCUCCUUCAGUGACAUACCAUGGAAUACACAUGGUAGUUUUGUUCUCUUUCCCUGAUGGCAAAGACACUGUUUAUAAUGUUCAGAUAUGAAUAUUGUAUUUUAAUUGUUAUUAUUCCAUCUGUUCUUGUUUAGAGCAUCAUUGUUUUUUCUCUCACUCUGAGUCACAAACAACAGCAAACUUGUCGAUAUUUUCAAAUUGAAUUUAGUACAACAACAUAAAUACACCCCAGUUUCUUCAAACAUCCUGUUGCCGGUGCUUUUCUCUACCCAGCUUCCUGCCUGGUCCUCACCCUGUAGAUGACCUCUAACUUUAAACAGACAGAGCAGCGCCCCAAAUACCCUCUGAUCCUGUGUUUACUCUCUGAAUGAAUUCCCCAUCACACUCUGUGUAGCUGUCUGUCUGAUUGACUGCCUGUUUGUGUGAAACAGAGCGACAGAGGAAUCAACUAACGCAUUGUAGAUCCUACUGGAACAGAUCAGAUGGCAGGUGAUCUCAUCAAUCACACUCUGAUUGAUUGCAAGCUGCUGCCUUUGACACAGUUGUCUAAAAGUGCAGGACAGACCAGGGUUUCCUACAGUUUUUAGAUGGAAAGUAUAUAUUGCGGCCAUGUGUUUUAUAGAAAAUGUUUAUCACAAAUCGAACUUCACAAAGUGUAUAAAAAA
This is a messenger RNA of Limanda limanda (common dab), 5185 nucleotides long. It is a transcript of the gene per3, whose product is annotated as period circadian clock 3. Gene Ontology annotation, molecular function: transcription corepressor binding; transcription cis-regulatory region binding. Gene Ontology annotation, cellular component: cytoplasm; nucleus. The record is from RefSeq and is a predicted model, not a curated record. Bases 190 to 3999 code for a protein of 1269 amino acids. The transcript is spliced from 22 exons. Gene Ontology annotation, biological process: negative regulation of transcription by RNA polymerase II; entrainment of circadian clock by photoperiod; circadian regulation of gene expression. Lineage: Eukaryota; Metazoa; Chordata; Actinopteri; Pleuronectiformes; Pleuronectidae.